Synchiropus splendidus (mandarinfish) is the source of this 1895-nucleotide messenger RNA. RefSeq names its product pleckstrin homology-like domain, family B, member 1a (gene phldb1a). The coding region runs from base 6 to 1895 and encodes 629 amino acids. The transcript has 17 exons. Lineage: Eukaryota; Metazoa; Chordata; Actinopteri; Syngnathiformes; Callionymidae. The record is from RefSeq and is a predicted model, not a curated record.
CCACCAUGUCAUCAAAAUCCCAGACCGUCCCGACAAGCAUCAGCGAGGUCAGUGAAGACGCGGAGCAGCUGCUGGAUUAUCACCGUCGCCAGCGGGAAGAACGGCUGCGGGACCAAGAGACUCAGAAGCUGGAAUGCCAGCGACUGGAGACCAUCCUGAGCCUCUGUGCCGGAUACCACAAAGACGGGGCUGAUGCGUUGAGGAACCGAGUAUUUGGGGGUGCAGCAGAGACCCGCCUGACUCCGUUCAGACCUGCUGUUGGGGGAGUCAGGGUCGGGGGGCCAAUCCACUCUGAGAGGAGACUUGAUGAGAAGAACAGUCCCCACAGGACCAGGAUCUUCACUCCAGAUGGGAACCAACAGGAGCAGAAGGAGACUGGAAGCACGGUGUUCCAGUCUGACAACAGCGCCCGCUGGAGGGAGAUAUCUGCUCUGAACACUCAACUGGACCAGCAGAACCACCACAGAAUCAGCAAAGAGGCAGCUCUCCAGUGCCCCCCAGAGAAGCAGGUCACUGAGCUGGACAAUUCCAGUCAGUCAAAGGUUCAAACAGUUCCGGAGACAGAGGACGUUCUUCACAUCAGUGAGCAAGACCUCCUGGGGAGCCCCCCUCACAGCGCCCCCUGCGGUCAUCCUGUCGGACUGCAGGAGGAGUAUCUGCUGCUGUCUGACGUCUAUCAGAUGUUUGGCUCUUCUGCCCCUGCUCGCCCCUGUUCUUCUGAGGACUACAUCACAGUCAGUCAGCUGAGUCAGAUCUUUGGGCCUCUGAGCUUCUCGCCUUCUUCCUCAGCAACGCUCCAGCUGGACUCGUCCUGCAGCCCCUCGACUCGCUGUGACUCAGACUCUCAGGAGCCUGAGUUGACUGGACCUGCAGUUCCCCCCCUGAACCUGGAGCGUUGGUACCAGGACAUCAUGGCUGCCUGCGAGCCGCCUCCUCUUCCAGCCAAAAGCUUUUCUUCUCGCCGUCAGUUCCAGAUGUCCAAAUCAGGCCUGGAAGUGGGCAUGACUGUGACUGAAGCACCCACAUUGGAAAAGAGCAGCUCUGCUAUGGGUUCACCGCUGAGCUUGGCUGAGACUGAUCUUCUAGAGCCGAGCUCCCGGAGCAGCCUGCAGAGCAACGAUCUCACCACGGUGUUCGAUGGUGCAGCGCCGCCCGGUGGGGUGAGGGGGUACGACACCGUGAGCCUGGAGAGUUCAGACAGUCUGGAGACCAGUGUGUCGGCCCGACACUGCUGUCUCCCUGAGAGGUCUGAGAGGGCGGAGGAGACCGUGAAGAUCCUGGAGCAGGUUCAGACUCGAGAGGAGGUUCAGGUUCACUGGCUGGUGUUGGAGAUGGAGCGCAGGAGGAGAGAAGAGGCGGAGAGGAGGCUGCAGGAGGACAGCCAACAUGUAGAGAGGCUGGUGGAGGAGGAGGUGAAGCUGAGGGAGAGGAACAUCAGCCAUGCUGAGACUCGUCCGAUGACUCGUUACCUGCCAAACCUGAAGCAAGAGUUUGACCUGCGAGCUCACGUGGAGUCGUCGGGUCACGACGUGGACACGUGUCCCUUCAUCAUUCUCACAGAGAAGAAAUGCAAAGGUCACCUGGUGAAAAUGGGCGGCAAGAUCAAGUCCUGGAAGAAGCGCUGGUUUGUGUUUGACCGACUCAAAAGGAACUUCUGCUACUAUGCAGACAAAAAUGAGAACAGAAUGAAAGGCCUCAUCUACUUCCAGGCCAUUGAGGAAGUUUACUACGAUCACCUCCGCAGCGCCACCAAGAGUCCUAACCCGUCUUUGACCUUCUGCGUGAAAACCCAUGAGCGACUUUACUUCCUGGUGGCACCGUCGGCCGAGGCCAUGAGGAUCUGGAUGGACGUCAUCGUGACAGGGGCCGAGGGAUACACUCAGUUCCUCAGCUGA